GUAUACUGCAGUUCAAAUAAUGGUUCGUUGGAGUUACACUAUUUUGGACACUAUAUAAGUAUGUAUUAUCAUAGAUUGCUACAAUUAUUCAGCCCAUCGAAGAUCGGAUUAAACUAUCGCCCUUGGUCCUUCACAAACUAGUAUGCGCGGAGCAUAUUUACUGUGACACGACGAGGCUCCGUGGAUUAGAUGAUUUCUUGACUUGGUGUCUGUUGUCUACUUGGUUGAGUUGAGACAAAUAAAGAGGGAGAUGGCAGUGCCAGCGGCCGGGGGCGUAGACCUCAGUCGGAAAUUUGUGUCAGAGACUGUGAUCGAGGAGAAGAGGAAGCAAAUCCAGGAGGAAUGGGAAAAAGUUAGGAAGCCAGAGGACCCAGAGGAGGCUCCUGAGGAAGAGUAUGAUGGGCGUUCACUCUUUGAGCGGCUACAGGAGCAGAAGGACAAGAAGCAGGAGGAGUAUGAUGAGCAGUUUAAAUUCAAGAACAUGGUCAAAGGCCUGGAUGAGGAUGAGUCUCACUUCUUGGAUGAGGUCUCCAGGCAACAGAGCCUGGUGGAGAAACAACGCAGAGAUGAGGAGCAGCAUGAGCUAAAAGAGUACAGAAGUGCUCUGAAAAAGCUGGCAUCCAGUGAGAGUCGGAAGGAGCCAGAGAGGAGAGUGGGACCGAGACCAGCUGAGGUCAAGACCAGUCAUCUGUCCCAGGCCCAUCUGUUGGCCGGGGUAGUCAAGCGACGCAGCUCCUCACAGUCCUCAGACAAUAGCAAGAAACAGAAGGUUGAAGAGUCUGCAGCAUGGAAUGGGGGCCAGACAGAGCAGGAGGCGGGCGGAGAUGCGGGUAAGCAGACCUCCACAGUAAAGACGACAGGCAUCCUCCACCUGCCAUCGGCCGCCGUGUGUGUGGGCAUCCUGCCGGGCCUGGGAGCCUAUUCCGGCAGCAGUGACUCUGAGUCCAGUAGCGACAGCGAAGUUUAAAUCCCUGGCAGCCUAACCUGACGACAUCCCCCUGCGGCUGCAAGCUGUGCUAUUGGCCAAGGGAACAGUGACUGACAGCUUGGGAUCAAGGACAGGACUGCCACAUCACAUUCAUACCAAACCUUAGAAAACAUCAAGAAAGCAAGCCUGAGCUUUGUGGGCAGUCUCAGAUGCAAUGUAUGUGGAAAUAUUUUUCCUUUUUAUUUUUGAAUGCGUCAGUGCAAAUAAUUCUGGAUUUGAAUGGACUUCUCUCCAUUGAAAUGUGUGUUUGAUCAUUGGAAGGUCGAGGCUUGGGGAGAAGAAAGUAAAGCGUUUUCUUUGUGUAUUUGGUGUGACGAGUUGAAUAAUGAAUGAAUGAUAAAUGGAAUGAAAUACAGUUUGAAUAAAAUGGAAGUGAUUUCUGUU
Oncorhynchus gorbuscha (pink salmon) is the source of this 1372-nucleotide messenger RNA. RefSeq names its product PSME3-interacting protein-like. The transcript is spliced from 9 exons. The coding region runs from base 251 to 967 and encodes 238 amino acids. The record is from RefSeq and is a predicted model, not a curated record. Gene Ontology annotation, cellular component: nucleus. NCBI's taxonomy places the organism in Eukaryota, Metazoa, Chordata, Actinopteri, Salmoniformes, Salmonidae.